Messenger RNA from Schistocerca nitens (vagrant locust), 717 nucleotides. Its product is annotated as macrophage metalloelastase-like. Bases 1 to 717 code for a protein of 238 amino acids. The transcript has a single exon. The record is from RefSeq and is a predicted model, not a curated record. Gene Ontology annotation, molecular function: metalloendopeptidase activity; zinc ion binding. Gene Ontology annotation, biological process: extracellular matrix organization; collagen catabolic process; proteolysis. Gene Ontology annotation, cellular component: extracellular matrix. NCBI's taxonomy places the organism in Eukaryota, Metazoa, Arthropoda, Insecta, Orthoptera, Acrididae.
AUGAAAGGAUUGAGUGAAAUUGCUUUUAAUACUUGGAAAGAGCAUACAGAUAUAAUUUUUGAAGAAGAUAGUUCAAAUUAUGACAUCACCAUUUCAAAUAAGAGACGUUUGCAUAGGAAAGAAUCAAGUGGACAACAUUGUUGUCCUAAACGAUUUGAUGGUAAAUCAGGUGUACUGGCUCAUGCAAAUUACCCAAAUUCUAAUAAUGAUGUUGUAGAAAUCCAUAUGGAUCAAGAUGAAGAUUGGUACUUUGACAUUGAUACAAAUACUCCAAAAGAGAAGAUAAACUUUUAUGCAGUUUUAGUUCAUGAAAUUGGUCACACAUUGGGGAUUGCUCAUUCAAAUCAAAAUACUUCAAUUAUGUAUCCUUUUUAUAACAGUUCAAAUAUUGAAUUAAGUAAAGAUAAUAUUCUUGUAGUACAAAGUUUAUAUGGAAAACCAAUUGUAGAAGAUGAUGAAGAGGAAGAAGAGGAAACUGAAGAAGAAGAAGAUUUAGAUCCCCCAGAAUUAUGUAAACUGAAUAAUAAAAUUAAAAACUUUCUGAUUGUCGAUCAGGUCCUAUAUAUUUACUAUGAGAAAUGGGUUUGGAUAAUGGAUUUGGAUAAUUUAGAUAUACAUACUAGGCCACAACUUAUAAGUGAUUGGUUAACCUUUCUUCCAAAAGGAUUUAAAAAUAUAACUGCAGCAUAUCAAAUACCAUCUGGAGAUGUUAUUUAA